Molecule: messenger RNA, 4450 nt
Organism: Mytilus californianus (California mussel)
Lineage: Eukaryota; Metazoa; Mollusca; Bivalvia; Mytilida; Mytilidae
Product: TATA element modulatory factor-like
Exons: 25
Coding region: 95-4129 (1344 amino acids)
Cellular component (GO): endoplasmic reticulum; Golgi apparatus
Source: RefSeq, a predicted model, not a curated record
UCCGAAUUUAGUCUUGUAAGGCGAAAAACGUCAGCAUCAACAGAAACUUUGAUUUGAAGAUAUCCCGUAAAAUAGAAAUGAUAAAUAUACCAAUAUGAGCUGGUGGGAUACAAGUGGAUUGACUAACUUUGCUUCGCAGGCUAGCCAGGCAUUAAAGAAUGCACAGAAAAAGAUUGAUAAAGUGUUGGAUAUUGAUGAAGGAGAUGCAUCAGGUCAAACAUCACAACAGAGUAAACCAACGGAAGAAGCAUCAACGUCAUGGUCUACUGAUUCCUGGAAUUCCUGGUCUAUGUCCUGGGAUACACUGCAAGACAAAUCAUCUACAGAAAAAACUUCAAAUGUAAAGCAAGAGAAAUUAAAAAGUGAAAGGUCUAAAACAUCUCGAUUAAAACAGGAUGAAGCAUCAAAGAAUGAAUCAUCUUUAAAAUCCACUCAGUUGACAUCUUCAGAUUCUGUAAAAGUAAAAGAACUUACUCACUCUGGAGAAACUCAAAGUCAAAAUCUUGAAAAGCAAAUUGAGAAUUUAUCUGUGAAAGAAGAAAUAACUAAGCCUAAAAGUUUAAGUGUUGAAAUAAGUGACAAUAGAAACCAAUCAAAAAUGGCAAUCCAUACAGAAAGUGAAACAGACCAAUCAGCUGACAGUUAUGUGGAAACACAUGAUACUUCUGUAGAUAUGAAGUCUAUAACAGACACUGAGUCAAGUUCUAGUGGUAAUAUAUUAACUGGUUCUAUAAAAGGUAAUGCUGAUAGGUUAUCUCCCUUGUCAGUAGGAUCAGGGGAGACAAUGUCUACUGAUUCUCAAAGUUACGAAAAAAUACAAAACCCUGAAAAAUCUAACGAGGAUGUCAUUUCUUUACAUUCCGCUAGUAGUAAUAAUGAAAUCACUGACUCUUCUGUAAAUGUGGCUUCUAAAAUAUCAGAUCUAAUGACAAAGUCAGAUUCAUCGCCAUCAAAUGAAAAAUCAGAAGAUUCAGAAGAAACAGAUGUAAUUGAAAUGUUGUCAACAAGUAGUGUGGUUAUAGGAGAAGAUUCUUCAGUUCAAGAUAAAGCUGUCAUUUUAACAGAAAUGACUCCUAGUGACUGUCCCCAAACUCAACAGUUUGAUUCUGUUUGUGAGUCUUCUAACUUUAUAGAAUCACAUUUCACACAACCAGAUAUUGUGAAGUCUUCUGAAAUAAUAGUAUCAAAUACUGAACGAUCAGACUCAUCAGAUAUUAGUACCCCUUAUAACACUGAAUCUAAAGAUAUCAAGUCAGAGGAUGAAGGUAUCAUUGACCAGAAUUUAGGUACAUCAGAUAAUUCUGUAGAUCCCGAGGAAAAUUUAUCAAUAGAUUUUCCGCAAUCAUCGACAAAUUAUAUCACUACAGAAGAUAGUGUUUUAUCGGAAACAGAAAAUGAAGUCCCUGUCAGUGACAAUGUAACAACAGAAACAAUUGAAGGCAUAACUGAGGAUACAUCUAAUGCUUCUGCUCUAUCUCCUGUUGGACAUCAUGUUAGGAAUAGUUCACUGGAAUCCCACGACGACCAACCAUCAAGUCCAUUAGCGACAAGUUCUAGUGGAGAGGGUAGUAAGUUAGACAGUAGUGUGGAUACAGAUGAUACUGUUGUCGGUUAUAGUGCUAAAGCAGACAAUGACAGCAUUGGCAGUGUGUCACCCAGCUCGUCUUACGUUAAAUGUAUGAUAGAGGAGGCUAUGGACGAUAACAUGAAAAUGGAGGACAAUUCUAGUGAUGGUCAUUCAGUGGGCAAAUCUGAAUGUUCACGUAGUACUGGAGGCCAUGAAUCAGGUGAUGAAGUAGAUACUACUACUUCUUCUGAUAUAGAAAUCAUCUCUACACCAACUUCAAAUGGUGAAAACAACAAAUUCAUUGAUUUGUCUCCCUUGAAAAUAGCUCUUCAAAAAACAGCUAGAAGGAAUGAUGGUUCUCAUAGAAGGAAUGACAGUCAUGAUAGUCAAUCAAGCAGCAGCUCACACAGUCGAGGAGAACAGAUGAGUCCUGGCAGGGAUACCGACUCCAGUGAAGAUGGUGUUGAAAUGAAAAUAACAAGUGAAGAAGCUAAAGCUCCCUUGUGCAGAGAGUUACCUCCCCUUGAUGAAGAAGUAGCAGAUCCUUAUAAUACACAAAAGUUAUUGAAGUUAACUAGUAUACCCGAACUGGAUACUGCCAAUCACGACAACGUUAACCAGAAACUAGCAGAGAUGGCUGAAGUGUUGCAGGCUAGAGAAGACAAACUUAUUGUCCUCAGUAAAGAAAAUAUGGACUUGGUGGAAACAAAUAAUAUAUUACGCAAUCAGUUACAUCAGGUUGAAGAAACACGAACAGUUGAAAUGGAGGAUGUAGAACAAGUGACGCACGAGUUCACUAAAAGAUUGUCUGAAUCGGAGAGGCUUUGUCAACAGGCCAUUAGGGAAAAAGAAGCAAUAAAGAAGCAGUUUGAAGAGAUGCAGGCAGAUUUUCAGAAAAAAUUGAUAAAACAAGAAAACUUUUUCAAGGAGAAAGAACAAAUUGUUACAGAAUUAAUGCAAGAAGGGGAGAAAUUGUCUAAACAACAAUUACAGGGUAAUACAAUCAUAAAGAAACUGAGAGCAAAAGAAAAAGAAACAGAUUCACUAGUUACUGGAUACAGAAAGAAGAUAGAUGACCAGACUACAGAAAUUGAGCAUUUAAAAACAUGUCUGGAUAGUAAAGAAGAAAUGGAAAAGAAACAAACAGAGGCUAUUAACCAACUGAAUACUGCUGUACAGAAACAAGAAAGAGAACUCACCAAAUUAAGGAGUAUAGAGUCAGAUGCAGGAGAGAGGGUCAGAGGACUACAAGCAGCUUUAGAUAACUCAUACAAAGAGAUAGCAGAGCUGAAUAAAUCUAAAGCUGCCUUAGAUAACCAGGCCCAGGCUGCUGCUCUAAGUCAGGGAAUGCAAAUACGGGAAGAACUGAAGGCCACAUUAGAGAGAGAACAAGUAAACUUUAAACAGGAAAGAGAAACAUUAAUCAUACAGAUAGAAGAUUUACGACUGAGUAUGCAACGUAUGGAAAAAGAACAUAAUCGUAGAGAGGACAUGCUUCGACAAGAAAUAUCUGAUUUACAGGUGCAACUACAAGAGGAUGAAGCUAGAAAUCAAGAUUUAAGUCAAAAUGUUACUUCAGCUACCCGUCCAUUGUUAAGACAGAUAGAAAACCUACAGUCAACAUUUGCACAACAAUCAGCAUCCUGGGAAAAAGUGGAGAAAAAUCUCUCUGAUAGAUUAUAUGAAGCUCAAACACAAUUAGCCAUGAUGACAGAACGAGAGAGAUCUGCUAGUGAGAAACUUAUGGAUAUAAAUACCCAGGUUGCCACCCUCGAAUCUCAGAACAGUCAUUUAAGACAAGAUAAAUCUCAAUUGAAUGCUCAGCAAGAAAUUCUAAAAUCUAAAGUACAAGUCCUUGAAGAUGCCAAGAAUAGUGAAGCUGCACAGCUAGAGGCUUUCAGACAACACGCAUCUCGUGACAUGGCUGAAAUCAGAAAGGAGAAGGUAUUUUUAGAAACACAGCUUGACAUGGAGAAAACCAAAUGUGAACAGGAAAAGAAAAAGUUCUAUUUAGCCCAAGAGCAGAUAACUCAAUUGGAAAGAGAUCUACAGAGACCUCAGUCUAGAUCCUCUACACAUUCCCCUGUGUCUAUAUCUAGAGCAGAAAGUGUUAGUAGUAUGACAGAGACACCCAAUGUUAUGUUGACUUCCUUCACAGAGGAUGAUAUAGAUAAACACUUCAUAUUAGGCACACCAAAAACCAGUUUGUAUGACAGCUUAAGACAAAGUGGUGCUGCUAACCUACUAGAAAAUCUACAGUCUCAACUGAAACUCAGAGAAGGAGAAAUAGCUCAGUUACAAAGUGAUAUUCAGCAACUAGAAAGAACAAGAGAGUCCAUGGCAAGAGAACUUGUUAAUUUAACCAAUCAAAAUGAAGCACUAGAAGAGAAAGUCCAAGAGUUACCACAUUUACAGGACCAAUUUAAGGAACUGAACCAAAGGUAUAAUGCCAUAUUACAGAUGUAUGGAGAAAAGGUAGAGGAGGCUGAUGAAUUGAGAUUAGACUUAAAUGAUGUUAAAGAAAUGUACAAGAUGCAGAUUGAUCAUCUGUUGGCCAAAUGAAUUCCAGACACACUGUGCAAUAACAUGGGGAUGUUUUUGCAAUAACAUGGGCAUGUUUUGCAAUAAAGUGGGCAUGUCUAUCAUUUCAUAAAUGGUGGACCAAUAAUUCCAUUCAGAAAGUAGCCAGUAAAACAGUAGUCUUAAACUGUUUUCAUCAGGAGAACUUAAGUGUAUAUAAAUUGGGAAAAACAAAUUCCUUGGUUUCCAUUGACUUAAAUGAGGGAUUGUUCCAUUCCAUUUGAAUUAUUAUCUGAUCCGUUACUUUCUGCUACUAUACUUUCAGGCAUACAAUUGGUUUUAUAGUACAGCCCUUUGGAUAGA